GUUGUUGUUGUUGUUGUUGUUGUUGUUGGUGUGUGAGCGUCUCUGUGAUACUGUCAUGUAUAGGCAUUUGUUGUGUAUGUAUGCUCUCUGUAUGUAUAUAUCUGAUGUGUGCACUAUGAGCAAUUGAAUAACUUGUUUGCUCCUUUAGACAGCUUGGUCAACGGCUCUCUUUCUUCGUGUUUCAUGUUUUAUAGUACGUUCAUUCGUUCGUUUGUCUUCUAUAUUAUAAUUCUGUGUGUUGUGUGUGUUUUUUUCUGCUCUGCUCUCGCUUCUUCAUCGUUUCAAUCUAGUUGAAAUUGUGUUUUCAUUUUGAGGAGUUGUUGAGCUGUUUGCCCCCUCCUUAAUUUUGUUUAUUUCAAUAAUAUUUGAAUCGUUUGCAUUUUCCAACUACAAAUUUGUUUGUUUUUUUGUUUUCCUGUGUAUUGUGUCUGUUGUCGAAACGAUUUUGCAUGGAUUUGAUCAAAUUUGGGUGAUCAUUAUUACAACGAAACCAAUAAAAACAACAACAAAACUAAGAAGAAGUGACAAACAACAUAGUGUUCGUGAAAGAAAGUGUAUAAAUCGUGACUGAAAUACCAGAAACAUUCUGUUUGGUUGUGUGUUUUAAGUAGAAAAAAAAAGAACUAACAACCAAAGAUUUCAAGAGAGUGAGAAGCAGAGAAACAAACAACAACAAGGAGAAAACAUUUAAAUUUUCUACAUUCAAUUGAUUCGACAACAUCGAUCACAAAUUGACGUGCAUCAACAAGAUUUUGAGAUCGGGGGAAUUUAAAACAUACACACGAUCCAAACAGAACAGCGAAAAAAAAAUAAACAAAGGGAGAAAUCCCAGCAGUGUCUCUGACAAAAUAAUAACAAACCAGUAAAUGACAAAAGAAAUUUAUCACGAAGGAUGGCUGAUAAAGUCUCCACCAACAAAGCGCAUAUGGCGAGCUCGUUGGCGAAGACGAUGGUUUACAUUGAAACAAGGCGAAAUACCGGAACAAUUCUGUCUGGAAUACUACAAAGAUCGUAGCUGUCGCAAAUUGAAGGGUGUCAUCGAUUUGGAUCAAUGUGAACAGGUGGAUUCGGGGCUACAGCUUGAGCAUCGCAAGCAAAAGUUUCAGUAUAUGUUUGAUGUGAAAACACCGUUACGUACAUACUAUUUGGCCGCAAAUUCGGAGGAAGAUAUGAAUGCCUGGGUCAAUUGCAUUUGUGAAGUGUGCAACUUACAAGAUUUAUCAAAACCACAACAACAAAAUAGCACCGAUAGUCGACAAUAUUACAAUGUGACGUCGGAAAUGAGCGAAAAUCAAAGCGGAGGCGGUGGUGGUGGUGGUGGUAGUGCUACCAAUCAAUCAUUAGUGGUCAAUUUAAAAUCAACGAAUUUAUCACCGGUCAAAUCAUCGAAUGCAUCCGAUCAAAUUGCAUUGUUGCCCACAGCCGAACCUAUCGACAACAAUAAUUCCGUUUAUCAAAAUUACGAUGCAAUGUGCCGCAAUUCUACGUACAACAAUCGCGAAACACUCAUUUGUGACGUGCCACUCAAUAAAAAUGGUGGAGAAACGAAAGAGGAUUAUUAUAAUUUUGUGGCGAUCGCGAAUACAGCAAGCCGUUCGCAAAAGUCAGCCAAUAAUGGUAGCACGGAUGUGUCUUCACUGGGCGAACGUCGAGUAGUUGUAAAUCAAUCGGCCCACCGUAAAAUACCAGAGAAUUUAAAAUUGAAUAGCGUUCCAGAUUUGCCCCCAGCCAAAUCCGACACCAGAACCAUUUCAACGGGGCCAUACAUUGCAAUCGCCGAUUGUAUCUCGGGCAAUCCACUGAUCGAUCGUGAUAAUCCAACAACACCACUCAAUUCGCUCGAUCCAAAAUUCUAUGAUACACCCAGAAGUCAUUUUAAUAUCGGUUUGAAUGUGGCCAACGAACAACCAUAUUCACCAAAACGGAACAAUAUUCAAACGAUACCACAAACACCACAAAGCGGUAAAUCCAGCCCAACCGAUUCGGAAGGUGUUUUCACAGAUGAUGAAGAUUGUGGCUGGCCAAACGAUUCAACCAAUUCAGAACGUUGCAUGAGACCGUCGGAAAGUUCUGUGGAGAAUGAUUCCAUUGUAUUUACGUAUGCGCAACGAUUUUCAAAGAUGCCCGACGAUGAGAGCGUGACGGCGAAGAGAGUUCUUCCAAAGCGACCGUUGCCAGUUGCUGGCCUUUCGCUUGAGAAAACAGAUUCGGAGGAGCAGAACAAAGAUGUGAAUUCGUCGGAUACGGAAAAUGCAUCACCAGCCAUUGCCUACGGACCGAAAGAUAUUAAUUCCUAUGUUGAUGAAAGCUAUGAUAUUCCGCGUUCGCAUCAAUUGCCAUAUACGAAGCACAAAGAACCGAAUAAUUAUGAAAAUUUCAUGGAUUUAGGCGCAAGUGGAACAAGUGCAUCGAUGCUCGAAUUGGAUGAAGGUCGUUCGAGCAAAAAAAUUGGCGAAAAAGUCGAAUUUACGACGUCGACAAUGCCGAAGAAGCGACACUUUUACACAAAUGCCGCUCCGGCCAAAUUCGAUGGGAAUGUCUUUCGUUAUGAUUUCGAUGAUAAACAAACGGACGCUCCAGUGGUUGAUCGAAAGCUAAAGCCGAAGGUGCAUCACGAUGACAACGAUAUUAAAGUGGCCACACCGACCCGUGUAAAAAGUGUGCCAUCGGUGAAAUCAUCACCGAAUCAAUCCGAUUUAAAGCCACCAUGUCCCGACCGUAAACUCAAACCAACCACUCCGAUCAAGUUCGAAACGAGCACGUUGCAACGAAGAGGUGUAUUAACAGCAGCAGCAACCGAUGCAGAAUUCCAGGGUGGAUACAACAAUGAACAAGUGUCUAAGACGCUGCCUCGCAAUUACAAUAAUUCCACAUCGACACUAACCAGCCCAGUAGUGGCGCCGGUAGCAGUGGCACCACCACCAACACCAUCGCAGGGUGCAACCGGUGGCCGUCAGGCAGGCGUUCUCGAGUAUUUCGAUUUGGAUCAUUCGAAUCCACCACCAAUUUGCAAUAAUUCCAACACAUCGGUAAGCACAUCGAAUCUGAAUGCACCGCCAAGCGGACCGGUAUGGUCAAACAAUUUAUCGCAUCGAUUAAGUGCCGUUAGUAUUUCGUCUUCAUCAGUAUUUGGGUAUCAGAAUGCCGCAAACGAUGCAAAUAUCGGAGCUGGAGCGAAUCCACCGAGCAUCACAUCGCCCGUUGGCAGUGUUAGCAAUCCACCGACGGCAAGUGGCAUUGUUUAUAAAUCCGUUGAUUUUAUUAAAACGGAAGCAUUUAUGCGAACGAGGCAAGACGCUGAAAUGGCUCGCGCAAAAAAUCGAUCGAAAGAAUAAAAUCAAAUUGACGUUGUUUUCAUUUUAACUGAAAAGAUCUGCCUUUUUAAGAAAGAAGGAUAAAGAGAGAAAGAGAGAGAGAGAGAGAGAAAUCUUCCAUUACAAGUGUUAGUGCAUUUAAAUUUGAAUAUAGUGAUGAUUGUAGGUGCCUUUGCAAAGUCUUUUUAUUGGUAGAACGAAUUUUAUUCUAAAUGAAAUUUACUUUUUAUUCUUCUUGAGGAGAACAAUUGAUUCAUAAAUCUUUUUUUUACUAUUUACAAAACUGUUUCUUUUUUUCGCCAUUGUCGUCUGUAUAAUUGAAAUAUUGAUAAAUUGAAUUGGAUUUGUCCGAAAAAAAAAAUAUUAACGAAAUUUAUUUCUUCUUUCAUUUUUAUUGAACAUAUUUUAUGUCUAAAGAACUUAUAUGGUCGGUCAAUGAAUGAUUGGGCGGUUAUCAGAAUAAAUUUUCAAUUUUUAAAUUGUAAA
Molecule: messenger RNA, 3800 nt
Organism: Sitodiplosis mosellana (orange wheat blossom midge)
Lineage: Eukaryota; Metazoa; Arthropoda; Insecta; Diptera; Cecidomyiidae
Gene: dos
Product: protein daughter of sevenless
Exons: 8
Coding region: 867-3335 (822 amino acids)
Source: RefSeq, a predicted model, not a curated record